AUGAGGACGUGCAAGUUGUGGUAUCACAAACGGGAGGAUAGGUUAAGCAACGUCGACUUCUUGUUUUGUCCGAAAGAAUUUCCUGACGUGGCAGUCGGCGAUGUACUCGAGCUGUUCCACGUCGAUAAUGGUGUCUGUGGGGACAGGGGCCAUCGGUUAUUGGUGCAGAUAACGCGGAUCGUCGAAGAGUUCGCUCCAAAGCAGAGUAACACUGUUAGCGUGGAUCAGAGUCUGGCGACUGCAUUUCAGUUGAAGAACUAUGGCGACGUGGUGGUUCGCAAGGUGGUUGACAGGGAGGCAGUGACGUUGAGUAUCCUGGAGUUGUCCAUUAAGGAACAGUGCGUCGGUCGAGCCGACCAGUACCGUUUCAGACGCUUCCUGCUGCACUCCUGUGUGCACAUGCACCGAAAAAUUGAGUUCUGCGGCAUCCGGGCACAAGUGCAGGAGAUGUGCCGCGGCGGUGAGCGGGUCAGCUGUGGCUAUGUGAACGAUGAGACCCGCAUCGUGUUCCGAUCGAGCAGCGCCGCUGCUCAUAUCCUCAUUCAAAUGAGCGCCGAGAUGUGGGAGUUCGACGGCGACGGCGGAAACCUUUAUAUGGAGAAGUGCUUGGAUGGUUUUCUGCCCGAGCUGUUCCGCAAGUGGCAAGACAAGAACUGUUCUCACUACGUUACAGUCGCCGUUUUCUCUCGUUGGUUCUACCCAAGGUCGACGGUGUCAACUACCGACAAGCAGUCGACUUUAGACCAGAUUCCGGCCACUGUCCGUGACCACUUAAUGAUCGACCACCGCGGGACGCCUUAUCAAGACUUCUACCACGUGAUGAUCCAGAACGAGCACUACGACGAAUGGAUGCCGCUUCUGUCGAAGAUCAAAUGCGUGUUCUACAAGUACAAAGCGAUGAUGAACGCCUAUCAACGGUCGCUGGGUCUGCCCAAAGCCGAAAACAGCACGGCUAGCAACGGCAACUUUCUCGAAGCUUUGAGCAACAUACUUCACUGUGGAUUCGAGCAGACCGAUCAGUUGCUGAUCGUGGUGUCGCCGGGUAGCGGUGUGUUCAAUGUCGAACACACGUUGGUAAAUUUGACGCAGCAGCGAACGAUGGACCUCAGCGCCGGCAUCGACCUGGUAUGCCUCGGCGAGCAGCCGUUGCACAUCGUGCCCCUGUUCAUCUGCAACAGUGACACAGCAGAUAGCCAUCGCCUUUUUUCGUCGUCGUCAAGGAAGUCGUUGUCGCUGUCACACAACGUCGACGAUCGUUACUGUAAUCCGUACUGGAUCAACAUCAGUUACUAUAGUCAACUAAGACACUUUGGCACGUUCAGGAACUUUGCGCCUCGGAUCAAGAUCCCCGAAUCAUUGCAGAACGCCAAGGUAAUAAUCACGCGUCUACUGUCACAUUUUUCUAUCUGGCUUUACUCUUCGUACUACAGAUUAUCGACUGACUCAUCCAAGACUGCACUGCUAGACUUAAUGGCUCAUUGCGCCACCUCUUCAGGCUACGGUUCCGUGUUAUUUGGCCAUCUGCAAUGCCAGAUGCAUCUCACAUCGUUUUGUAAGCUGUAUCCAUUUUGCGCUCGUCAUGAACGAUGUUUCAGGAGUUGAAA
Soboliphyme baturini is the source of this 1604-nucleotide messenger RNA. The record is from the annotation of a GenBank genome assembly. Lineage: Eukaryota; Metazoa; Nematoda; Enoplea; Dioctophymatida; Soboliphymatidae.